AUGCCGGAUAAGCAUCUUCCUGUUCCAAACGGGAUGCUCCCCUUCUGGAGGACGGAACCUCACGUCCUAGACAACCAUCGCUCGACCGAGAAUCUCCCUGAUAGAUGUGAUAUCGUCAUCGUGGGGGCUGGAUAUGCCGGGGCUUCUAUCGCGCAUCAUAUCUUACGCCAAGUCAAACCGGGGUCGAAAGCGCCUUCUAUUACCAUCUUGGAAGCACGACAGGCUUGCUCGGGUGCUACAGCUCGGAAUGGUGGACAUGUUAAGCCUGACAUUUACAAUUUUGUAUCAACACUUGCGACAGAUUAUGGGUUUGACGCCGCAGCUGAAGUUGCAGAUUUCGAGGCAAAACAUGUUCAUGCAAUCAAGGAGUUUGUCGAGAAGGAGAAAAUCGAUUGCGACUACAUCGUGACUAAAGCCAUCGACGUGCAGCUCGAUCCAAAUCACUAUAAAAAGUUGAAGACAGGAUUCCAGGGGCUCGUGGCAAACGGAUGUGCUGCGACAAAGUUGGGCCAGUACGUUGAUGCUGAAAAUGCAGAAGCAUUCUCUGGUGUUAAAGGUGCGCUUGGGUGCUUCUCGUAUGACUCGGGGCAUAUCUGGGCGUAUAAGUUUGUCUUGCACCUGCUUGAGAAAGUCGUGUCCCAAGGCGUGAACCUGCAAACGCACACACCCGUGUCGAAUAUCUCAAAGUCGAAUAUAUCUGGAUCGACCCAUCCAUGGAUAGUCUAUACUCAGCGCGGAUCUGUCGCCGCUGGAACUCUCGUGAUGGCGACCAACGCUUACACUUCUGCCCUUGUUCCCCGGUAUCAGGGGAAGAUUGUUCCGGUAAGAGGCACAUGCAGUCGUAUUGCCGUUCCCCCAGGAUCCUCUGCACCCCGGUUGACGAGUACCUAUACUCUUCGCUGGGGCGGGUGGGACUAUGACUAUCUAAUUCCCCGGAGAGACGGAUCUAUUGUAGUCGGUGGAGCCCGGAAAGCAUUCAUUCACGAUUUGAAUAACUGGUAUAACGUGAGCGAUGACAGUUACGUGCUGGAGCCUGCAAUUCGCUAUUGGGAUGGCUACAUGCAGCGCAAUUUUGUUGGGUGGGAAGAUAGCCAUGCCUAUACUGAUCGAGUAUGGACUGGGAUCAUGGGAUAUUCUUCGGAUGGGCUACCCCAUAUUGGAUUAGUGCCGGGAGAGCGAAAUCAAUACAUUCUAGCUGCGUUCACGGGACAUGGUAUGCCGCAGAUCUUCCUCGCAGCAGAAGGCCUGGCAAAGAUGAUCGUGAAUGGGGUGGCAUUUGAAGAGACGGGACUCCCUCGAUUGUUUAAAACAAGUGAGGCACGGUUGGAUGAGACGAAGAGCAAGAUAUUCGAACACACGCCAAAUUCCGGUCGCUCGGAAGCGAAGCUCUAA
Molecule: messenger RNA, 1392 nt
Organism: Penicillium manginii
Lineage: Eukaryota; Fungi; Ascomycota; Eurotiomycetes; Eurotiales; Aspergillaceae
Product: NAD(P)/FAD-dependent oxidoreductase
Exons: 4
Coding region: 1-1392 (463 amino acids)
Cellular component (GO): cytoplasm
Molecular function (GO): oxidoreductase activity
Source: RefSeq, a predicted model, not a curated record